UGGUGUGAGUAUUGAUAAUUUGGUCAUGUACUUUUGAAAAGGACGAAUCUGCGCAAGCGCAAAACAGGCUUUUUUGGUGAUAUAUUUAAUGUUUUGCGUGUUCAUAAUUAAUUUUAAUAAAUUUUAUAAGGUUUACUAUUUGUAUAAAUGUUUUUCCAAACAAAAAAGUGUGGUUUUAUGACAAAAACAUUUUAUGAAGAGAUUUUUAUGACCUUUUCAAAUAUUACAUCGAAUACAGAGCAGCGGCAGCUGCUGCUGCCGUUGACACCGCGCAGCAUUGAUUUCAAUUAAAUAAGGUGUGACGAUUUUUACUCUCCAAAACGGAACAAAAAGUUUACAACACAUUAGAAUUUUGUUACUUUAUCUGUUCUUAAUGUUGGAUACAAAUAACCCAACCUUAUUUGUUGAGAAAAUGGCAAGUUAUAAAUUUCCUUUAAAAUUAUCAUGCGAAAUUCCCCUCCCGCAUUUACUUUAUUUAUGAGAUAAAAUUCUGUCAUACCCUCACAAUCCAAAUACUUGGCUGGCUCUAGUGGUUUGACGUUUAGAUUCUGUCGUUCAAUUCUUCAAAAUGCCUCGUGUAAACAAGCAACGUCGAGCUGUUUUUUUGCAUGAAGGUUAGAAAAAAUCGCGAAACAACUUAUCAACCGGAUCCAAAUGCCAAAGAGGAGCUUAUCAACAUGUCAGCCUGAAUCUCGCAAGCGAGAAUGCCUAUUUCCCCUCCGCUCAAAUGGCCAAUUUGUUCCACAAGGUGACACCGGCUUUGGGAGUCGCAAGGGGAUCUUCUGGCCUGCGUUCCGACGGACGGCGACCCAUCGCACGACGUCGCAGAUGCAGCUUCCGGCUCGGGACCCACAAACGUGAACGCAUACUUUGUCCCCUGCGCUAAAAUGGUGCCACCGGCUUCGGGAGUCGCAAGGGGACGUUCUGACCUGCGCUCCGACGAACGGCGAACCAUCGCAGGGCAUCGCAGAUGCAGCUUCCGGCUCGGGACCCGCAAACGUGAACGCCACCGGUUUUGGGAGUCGCAAGCGGAUCUUCUGACCUGCGUUCCGACGGACGGCGACCCAUCGCACGACGUCGCAGAUGCAGCUUCCGGCUCGGGACCCACAAACGUGAACGCAUACUUUGUCCCCUGCGCUAAAAUGGUGCCACCGGCUUCGGGAGUCGCAAGGGGACGUUCUGACCUGCGCUCCGACGAACGGCGAACCAUCGCAGGGCAUUGCAGAUGCAGCUUCCGGCUCGAGACCCGCAACGUGAACGCCUACUUCGUCCCCUGCGCUAAAAUGGUGCCACCGGCAUUAAACGAAAACUAAUUAUACUCUCAAGGAGAUUGAUAACCAAAAAAAUUUCUUCGAUCAAAAUAUUUAAACAAAAAUUGUUGUGUUCAAAAAAAUGUUUAAUGAUAACUUGGAAAUCAAAAAGUGUUUCUUGCAGCUUGCAAUGUUUUAAAUAAACACUGUUAAAAAAUGUGUUAUACCAUGACGGGUUUUCUUACAAAAAUUAUCCUUUCGCAAUCUUCCGGCCGUAAGUAAAAAAAAAU
Culex pipiens pallens (northern house mosquito) is the source of this 1540-nucleotide messenger RNA. RefSeq lists its product as uncharacterized. The transcript is spliced from 2 exons. The record is from RefSeq and is a predicted model, not a curated record. The coding region runs from base 888 to 1313 and encodes 141 amino acids. Lineage: Eukaryota; Metazoa; Arthropoda; Insecta; Diptera; Culicidae.